AUGGCCAAAAAAGAAUCGCGCGAUGGAAAAAUAUGCUUGAGAGGGGCCACUCGGCUUGAUGGAACACGAAAGCGUGAUUCACUUUUUAACAAAGAUGGGUUGUUAUUACGAUCAUACGGAUGGUUAGUAAGGAAUGCGGUAGGAAUUAUAAUUUUAAUUCAAGGAAUUAAGUGUCAUGCGAGGCUAAACUUUUUAAGACCCAAUGUAGAGGUAGUAAGCGACGAUAACGUUAUAGUGAAGGAUGAAAAUAAUUACUACCUUUAUGAAGAUAGCUGGGUAGAAUAUUUUAAUAAAAAUGGAUAUUCCGUUUUUGGAUUAGAUUUACAAGGUCAUGGACUGUCCGACGGGUGGGACAAUUUAAAAGGUAACGUAAAAGAGUUUGAUGAUUUCGCUUAUGAUGUAAUGCAGUAUAUUAGGAACAUUCAGGAUAGCAUAAAUGGCUCAAAUGGUUAUGAUAUGGGUGGUAGUUCUCCAUUUCCAGAUGAUAAGAUAUGUGAGAGGACGGCUCUUCCCACUUACCUAGUAGGUAUAUCUAUGGGAGGAAACGUUGCUUUAAGGAUGCUACAAAUGUUGGGAAAAUCGUCAAAUAGAAGAGAAGGUACGGGACUACACAUCAGCGGGUGCAUUUCCAUCUCUCCUAUGAUAACUGUUAAAAAACUACCAUCGAGAAAUUCGUUCCUAUUUCAGCACGUUUAUUUUCCAUUGUCCAAGUGCAUUGCUGAUUGGUUUCCAACGGUUAGACUUAUUAACAAAUAUCUAUAUAAGAAGUAUCCGUAUGUUAAAUAUUUUAUUGAGUAUGAUAAAAAUCGAUCUAAAGGGGGAAUCACAUGCAGAUUUGGCUAUGAGCUUUUAAGAACAAUCGAUAAUUUGGACAAUGACAUAAAACACAUGCCUAAAGAUAUCCCUGUGUUGAUUAUUCAUUCUAAGGAGGACAUUUUAUGCUGCUAG
Plasmodium coatneyi is the source of this 948-nucleotide messenger RNA. Its product is annotated as PST-A protein. NCBI's taxonomy places the organism in Eukaryota, Apicomplexa, Aconoidasida, Haemosporida, Plasmodiidae. Gene Ontology annotation, cellular component: membrane. The transcript has a single exon. The record is from RefSeq and is a predicted model, not a curated record. The coding region runs from base 1 to 948 and encodes 315 amino acids. Gene Ontology annotation, molecular function: lipase activity.